AACAAUUCUUAUACUCGAGUGAUCUUGUUUAGUUUUUAAAACUGGUUUGCAUCAAUUCAUCAGUGACGAUGAUGCAAGAACACAAGUCCUUUUUGAUAAGAGAUCUUUUGGGCGACGUUCUGGCGGAUAGAGUUCAAGAAGAUUCCGAAGAUGAUUCGGCCGUUCAUUCGGAUUCCGAAGAUACAAUCGAUCCUGGCAGUAGUCCUUGCACUCGACUAGGAAGUCCACCACCUGUUCUCUCGCCUCCACCAGGUCCGACAACGUCUGGUAAAUCUUGCGGAACUCCUAGUGGUCCACCUAGUGGAAGAAAGCCACGAAGAAGACGAACGGCUUUUACACAUGCUCAACUUGCUUACCUAGAAAGAAAAUUCCGUUGUCAAAAAUAUCUAAGCGUGGCGGAUCGUAGUGACGUAGCAGAUGCAUUGUCUCUCUCAGAAACUCAAGUGAAGACUUGGUAUCAAAAUAGAAGAACGAAGUGGAAGAGACAGAAUCAGUUACGACUCGAACAACUUCGUCAUCAAGCCACGGUAGAAAAAGAGCUCCUUGUACGAGGCGUCGGUCUUCAUCAUGGUAGCAUAGAUGCCUAUUGUCCGUCUUACAAUGCACAAACACAAGUGACAAAUCAUGCACCUCCGCCACCACCACCACCAGCUCCAUCCACGGCGUCCACGGCAGCGUUCCUUUCGACAGCGGCUGCACUUUUUCGAAACGUCACAUACGUACACGGCUGUCCACUCUAA
Molecule: messenger RNA, 740 nt
Organism: Vespa crabro (European hornet)
Lineage: Eukaryota; Metazoa; Arthropoda; Insecta; Hymenoptera; Vespidae
Product: barH-like 2 homeobox protein
Exons: 3
Coding region: 69-740 (223 amino acids)
Biological process (GO): regulation of DNA-templated transcription
Molecular function (GO): DNA-binding transcription factor activity, RNA polymerase II-specific; DNA binding
Source: RefSeq, a predicted model, not a curated record